Molecule: messenger RNA, 1737 nt
Organism: Zasmidium cellare ATCC 36951
Lineage: Eukaryota; Fungi; Ascomycota; Dothideomycetes; Mycosphaerellales; Mycosphaerellaceae
Exons: 1
Coding region: 1-1737 (578 amino acids)
Biological process (GO): xenobiotic detoxification by transmembrane export across the plasma membrane
Molecular function (GO): fluconazole transmembrane transporter activity
Source: RefSeq, a predicted model, not a curated record
AUGUCGAACCUCAUCCGCGACGCGCCUCUCGGGCAACUCAUUCGACUUAUUACUCGGGACAAAUACCUGCGGUACGCUGAGGAGGAACCCGACUUCCAGCUACCAUUGCCCUAUGUCGAAGCUCUCGAGACGCUGCGACAAGAAAAGUACCCAACCACGAACGCAUUGUUUCCAACCAACCCGUCAAAUGAAUCGAUCGACUCAUGCUGCAAGAAAGCUCCAGACAACGAGUCGACGUCUGGUUGCGAGGCACCUCAAGACAGGACCGUACUACACAAAGACUUCCAGCCCGCCAGCAAGACUCUCGAUACGCCAAGGGUUCUCCCCGGCGGAACAAUUCUCGUAGACUGGUAUGGGCCCACAGAUCCCGAUAAUCCUCAGAACUGGAGUUCGAAAAAGAAGGCAUUGGCAGCUGGUAUCAUCGACCUCUAUACCUUGACCGUAUAUGCCGGCUCCGCAAUCUGCACUCCCAGCUACGAAGGCAUCAUGGAGCGCUUUGGGGUCUCGAUACAGGUCGUCUCACUGCUGCUGUCCAUGUACGUCCAAGCAUACGGCAUCGGUCCUAUGCUUUGGUCACCACUUUCCGAGAUCCCUUCCAUCGGACGCAACCCUCCGUACAUCAUCACCUUCGCGGUUUUCACGAUCUUGAUCGUCCCGACCGCCCUGGCCGAGAACUUCCCUGGUCUCGCCGUACUUCGCUUUCUCCUCGGAUUCUUCGGAAGUCCUUGCCUCGCUACCGGCGGCGCGUCAAUGGGAGAUUUAUACGACUUCGCCAAACUCCCCUACGCCUUGUCUCUGUGGGCUUUCGCGGCAGUCUGCGGGCCCGCGACAGCUCCGCUGAUCUCCGGCUUCAGUGUUGCCGCUGAGAAUUGGCGAUGGGCCUUCUGGGAGAUGCUAUGGAUGUCAGGACCAAUUUGGAUACUCAUGUUCUUGCUGCUACCAGAGACGUCUUCUCCGACGAUCUUGCUCCGUCGAGCUCGUCGAUUACGUGCAGCCACUGGCAAUCCGUCCUUCAAGAGCCAGUCCGAGAUCGAUCAAUCCAAGAUCACAGUCCACGACCUCGUCGUCGAGUCCCUAUGGCGUCCGAUGCAAAUGAUGCUCCUCGACCCUUCCGUUGCCUUCACCGCUAUCUACUGCGCCCUAGUCUACGGAAUCUACUACUCCUUCUUCGAAUGCGUGCCUCUAGUCUUCGGCCAAAUGCACGGCUUCAAUCUAGGAGAGCAAGGCUUGAUAUAUCUAUCCAUCCACAUCGAGGCCGCCAUUGCAAUUGCGUUCUAUUGGAUCUAUAUAUGCUGGUGGGUGGAGCCAACUGUUCGAGCGAACAAUGCCGGUCCACCAGAGCGUCGCUUGAUACCAGCUCUCCCAGCCUCGAUUCUUAUGCCGGUCGGUUUGUUCAUCUUCGCGUGGAUUGCCUCGCCAGAUAUCCAUUGGAUCGCACCAACUAUUGGAAUCACCAUUUUCAUUAGUGGCAUCGUCGCCAUUUUGCAGUGCAUCUUUCUGUACCUCCCUCUGUCAUACCCGCAGUAUGCAGCCUCGCUGUUUGCUGGUAAUGACUAUGCUCGCUCGACGCUGGCGGCGGCGACCAUUCAUUUCUCGCAGCCGCUGUACGAUAAUCUUGGGGUUCCGAGAGGUGUGACGCUGCUGGCUGGCCUGACCGUCGGAUGCAUCGCUGGUGUCUUUGUGCUAUGGCACUAUGGGGACAAGCUAAGAGAGAGGUCGAGAUUUGCUCCGACGUAG